UUCCAGUCGAGUUGCGUCAAGUGCCCCGAGCGUCCUCUGUCGCAGCCAAUUGGUCGCAGCUUCUUUGAGUCGUUUCGCUUUCCCCUGAGCCCGCCGCUCCUGCCUGCCCCGGCGCGUCCCCUUGCAGCUGCAAGUCACUCUUCCCCCCUUCUCCUCUCGCCCCCUCGCUGCAUCGAGGGGCCCGGCCGCUCUUGCCUCCAAGUCACUCUCUUCCCCCCUGCCUGGCUGAUGGUGCUUGCCGAGCUGGUUGUGGGGGCUGUGUUCUGGUGGGGUCUCGGAGGGGCGGUGUUUCUGCGUGUCUGGACCGACUCCAAACACGCAGCCCGUCACCGCCGUGAAGCAAUGAAGGCCUUGGAGGACCUCAUUCAAAAGGUAUUGACUGAGGGGAGACGAGAGAGGGAGGAAGGAAAGAUGGCAAGGAACGGAACAUCUCUCUCUCUCUCUCUCUCUGUGUGUGUGUGUGUGUGUGUGUGUCGUCCGUCGCAGUUCCAAGCCUGUUUAGACGAAGAUCUGAUGGACGCCGUGACAACAUACAAGCAGAUGAAGACACUCUUGGUGAGUACAAGACGAAGGCAGGCAGACAGACCCAGACAUGCGAGAAUGCCAUUCAAGGAGAUGGCUGUAUGUCUGUGUGCAUAUCUUUCAGGCCGAGAUAUGUCAGACUCAAGAAGUUCAAGAAGGCCGGGGAUGGACAGUAGGCACCGCACAGCAAGCAUCUGUCUACCGACAUCAACCAUUGUCCUUCCGGCGUCUCUCCUCUUGUAUCCGUGCAGUGGUCCCCGAAGGAUAUUGAACGGCUGGCGAAGCUCAAGGACAUUGUCACCACAACAAUCCCGACACACGUAGAUUAACCACAAACGAUAAUACUCACCGCUCACUUCUCGGAAGAUUGAUGUGAGCGUAUGUGCAGGUGAAAAUCUUGGAGAGUGUGAUGGACCAACACGGCACAAACUCUAUUAUAUCGGCCACCGCGAAGCGUGACAACACCAAGGCAUAUCCCUGAGGAAACACACGAGCUGACUGAUGGACAAACACGCACAUUUGCCAAUGUGUCUCUCCGUAUGUAGGAGGAGCUGAAGAUCUCAAUCACCCUUCGAGACGACAACACACAGCGGAAGACGGUAGGUGGUUAUCCUAACCCAUCAACGCGCGCGUGUGUGUGUGAAUGAAUGUUCGCAGCUGCUUGAGCACCAAGAGACGACCACCACAACGGCACCUAGCGGUAGCUCAGAAUCUCUCAACAAUGCCUGAUCGAUAGCGCAGAAGUGGGUGUAGAUGUCUCUCUUUGCACCAUACUUGAUGGAUCCACAUUAUCGUGAAUCUCUCUGUAUGUGCCUGUAGGUACGCGCUGUGGGUGGCUGGCUGACAAGUCCUCCGUCUGGCUGCUUUUUUCUACCUGCAAUCGCUCACGUCUUUUCUUAUCUUCCUGGCUGCCUUUUCCUACCUGCAAUGCACGGCACGUGCGUUUGCUCCCUUCCUUCAUUUAUGAGUGCCUUCCUGCCUGGUUGGCUGGUGUGGUGCAUUCAUAUCUGACGUGUCGCUUGGCUGGCUGGCCAGCUGAGCGCUUGGGUCUUGCUUUGAGGGAGUGAGAGGGUGAAGAAUGGCCGGCGGGUGGGAGAUUAUUUCUCGUCCUUAGGCUCUGUCUGUUUCGUCAAUCGUGUCUUGCUGCACACGUACGGGUGCAUUGCAUCUGUUACGUGCGCCCCUCCCCUCUGAAUCCUUCCCUCUCUGGCUUGACCAAUCAAUUGCAUAGUUUCUUGGCAAUUGCUUGGUUAGGACGUCAUGGGAUUUGCUGCGUUUUGGGCAGGUGUGCAUUGGGUCGUCUCGGAUCUCUCUACCCAUGGAUGCGCCUCAUGGCUGCCUUGUCUUGUCCGCGACUGACUACCGCACGCACGUGCGUUGGGCUCUUUUUCCGUGUUUGCUAGGGCUAUCUGUUGCUCGCAUUUCCAUGUGCAUACCCGAAUUAAUGGCCGAUUCAACUAAUGGCGCUGCCUUGCUUCCUUUCCGGCCUCUGCCUUGGCUGCAAUGCCGCUGCAUGCGUGUGGAGCUGACUGUUCGUUUGCACCUGCCAAUCAAUACAGCCAUUAUCUCCCUCUCUAUCCCUCCCCUUGUGUGUGUGCGUGUCUUCUUUCUCGGCCCCGUCGAUUGUUGAAGGUGAAGGUCUCGCUGCCUGGUUUGUAUCCUUCAUGGAUGGAUUUACGACUGACUGCCUGUCUGCUGUGUGCUAUCACAGCCUUGCGGCAAACUUCCCCCGGCUCUUGCUAGAUAGACAAGCCCAAGCUGCCUCUCCCUCUUUGUCUUUCGGUUUCUCUUUCGUUGGAUGUGUGUAUGUUGUGUCUCUCGCUGCGUGUGUGUGUGCGGCUCUUUUUUCUUGUUGCGUACAACACGCACAUAGUCGUGGACGAAUACAGAGAUAGCGAAUUGACAGAGAGGUCUGCUCACAGUAAGCGGGCCGGGCAUCUGUCCACCGUCACAGCCAGGCACACUGACUACUUUCUUUUCAUUGAGACACGAGGCUCCCGGCCAUGGACGGCCGAUUCUGAUUGUGAUUGCAAUCUCAUCGAUUAGAAUCCAUCCAUCCAUCCAUCCAUUGGUCAAUUUAGGGGUCUCAACAUUUGGAACCGUGCGAAAGAUGGGGAUGGGGAUGGGGUGGGUGGGGGUCUCCGGCAGUUGGUUAGUGCAUGAAGGACAGGCAGGUGAGAACGAAAUCACGAUCUGUCUUGCUUGAUGAGGGGAGGGACUAGUUGCUGUUUUUGGUGGACAUCUCAUGCCCUCAUGAUGCCUACGGGUUCGACUUCCCUUACCAACCUGUGCGCGGCCGUCGUCUGGCUGCCGCGUGCACAUGUGUGGCUCUCUCUCUCUCUCUCUGUGCGUGUCUCUCUCCUUCGGUGUUUGUGUAUGUAUGGUGUGUGGCAGCACCAUCCCUCUUUUCAACGGCUGCAUGUGUGUUUUUGUUUCCUGGCCGCCUGGUGUCUGACUGAGUGCAAUGCAUCGACUGACCGGACGUGUUAAUGCAUACAUGCAUUUCUGAGUGAGCAUGUUCUUGUUCUGAGUCGGUAGAGGUGUCGAUAUGAAUUGAUCUCUUACUGUACACGUAGGGCGCAUGGAUGGCUGGCGGUGUUGGAGACCAAUGAGCGACUGGCUACUGAUUUUGCUGUCUCAUGGCCCGCGUGUCUCACUGUCGCGUGCAUGGCUGUUGUGUGGUGCUCGGAACAGCCGCCAUGUCAGAUGUGUCUAUGUUGUGCCUCUUUUUCCCUGGGUGUGUAUGUGUGCGGCUCUUUUCCUGUUGCAUACAACACGUACAUACUUGCGGACGAAUACAGAGAUAGCGAAUUGACAGAGAGGUCUGCUCACAGUGAGCGGGCCGGGCAUCUGUCCACCGUCACAGCCAGGCACACUGACUACUUACUUUUCAUUGAGACACGAGGCUCUCGGCCAUGAACGUAUGUACACCACAUGCACAUACAUAGUGUGCCUUGGCUUACACCGUGCCCCCACCGUGCCCCCACGAAAAAACUUUGAACGACAGCUUGCAUUCUCUUGCGAAAAACGGAUUGAGUGUAUUAGUGUGCGCAACGGCAGUCCAAUGGAGGCGGUCUGUGAAGUCACCAUCAGUGACGGCAUCAUAGUCGCAGAACACACCGCCCCGCAGGCAGAUUCCCCAUCGCGGGAGCAUCAUGUUACGAAGCUCAGUGACGAG
Messenger RNA from Vitrella brassicaformis, 3700 nucleotides. Lineage: Eukaryota; Vitrellaceae. The record is from the annotation of a GenBank genome assembly.